Guillardia theta CCMP2712 is the source of this 888-nucleotide messenger RNA. RefSeq lists its product as hypothetical. The transcript is spliced from 2 exons. Bases 1 to 888 code for a protein of 295 amino acids. The record is from RefSeq and is a predicted model, not a curated record. Gene Ontology annotation, molecular function: hydrolase activity. Lineage: Eukaryota; Cryptophyceae; Pyrenomonadales; Geminigeraceae.
AUGGAGGGGAAGGUUGGGGGACAGGAGGAGGAGGAGGAGGAGGAGGAGGAGGAGGAGGAGGAGGAGGAGGAGGAGGAGGAGGCUUUGAGAGUUGUUCACAUAACAGACUUUCAUGUCUUCAAAGACCCAUCAUCCAUGCUUUCCUCCGGCAUACUGCCCUACGAAUCCCUCAAGUUUAUAGUGCAGAAUGCCCUGAGUGUCGCAACUCAACCCGACGCUGUCUUGAUGACUGGGGAUUUCACACACGACGAGUCCAUCGAGGCGUAUGAAAUGAUAGCUGAUCUUAUUGCUAAGGCCUGGAACACAAAGAACACCCCUGUCCUUUACGUCCCUGGGAACCAUGAUGACGUCGGAAGAAUGUCCGAAGUCUUCAUGAAGCAUGGAAUGGUUGGAUCAAACGGACCCGGCAGGCCGUGCGCUUUCCCGCUAGGCGCAUGGAGUAUUCUGAUGGUAUCUACGCACGUUGAAGGCGAGAUCUUCGGGAGGAUAGAGGAUGGGGACCUGCGGUGGAUAGAGAGCUCGCUGAGUGAACGACGGGGACAACCGUGUGUCCUGGCAAUCCACCACCCCCCACUAUCACCAGAACCAAGAACGCAGGAAAACCUUUGGACAGAAAACUGUCUCAAAAACGGAGAAGAGCUCCUUGCCGUGCUGUCAAACCACCCCAAUGCGAGGCUGAUGCUUCACGGUCACCUCCACUCCGACACGCGAUGCCGGGCAACUAUUAGCUGCAUGCAAGUCGGAGCUCCCGCUACCUGCCAUCAGUAUGAUCCCACGAAGGGCUGGAGGCCUGGUCCUUGCUGCCUUGAACCUGGGUUUCAGAUGGUAUCGCUGCGGAAGGACGGUACCUUCGACCUUGAUGCUAGACUUGUACCUUUCCUGCCUUGA